This is a messenger RNA of Capronia coronata CBS 617.96, 2802 nucleotides long. RefSeq lists its product as uncharacterized. The transcript has a single exon. The record is from RefSeq and is a predicted model, not a curated record. Lineage: Eukaryota; Fungi; Ascomycota; Eurotiomycetes; Chaetothyriales; Herpotrichiellaceae. The coding region runs from base 1 to 2802 and encodes 933 amino acids.
AUGGGAAGGACCAUUGAAUACACGAUCGUAGGACCGCCCGAGGUCCCUGGUCGAAACUCGCCGGCCCCUUUCUCGAAGGGUUUGCCAUAUCGCAAGGAGUCGAAAGGAGCUUCGUCGAAUCUACGAUCGCUGUAUUGUAUUUCUGCACAAAGCCCUGCGGACACCGAAGCCACAGAACACUCACUGGGCCCUGUCUCUACCAUCCUUCCGAACUCCCCGUAUCUACCUCCAACGCCGCCUGGAGCGACCAACGGGGAUGUUUCGCAUGCAGUCGACGAGCACGUCUCAGAUACUGCCAUGGUCAGAUCCGCGUUGGUUACUCCCAUCAACCAAAAUAGCCCGCCUACGCCUGACAAUACUCCCCCACGAGAAGGGCUUACGCCUUCGAUGCGUCCAUUUCUGCACACGCAGCCAUCGAUGACUUCCACUGGGGCCGAGUCCUUCAAAACUGCACGCGAAGACUUAGAUUCCGACUCCGAUAGAGACUCCCAAAUACACGAAAAUGGAACUCUGCGCCCACUGACCCCUGUUCACAACCGCGGUCCCGCCAGGCAUCGAAUGGGACGGCGUGGUGGUGACUUGCCACGAUCGCCGUUGAUCAAUGCUUUCGAGGAGGAAAAUGAUCCCGUUAGCAUGCUGCCAGAUCGUUCCGAGUCUCAACAUCACACAGAUACAUACAAUUCAAACGCUGCCUUGAUGGCGAGCGAAAAUGGUUCAGCCAGAUUCCGAGCAAGCCCGCAAGCCUUGAGCUGUGUGUCUACCCCAGAUGCUCCUGCCAAUGGAACGAUGGCCCCGCUGAAUCUGGAUGCUGACACCAGCGACACCCUGGGGAAGAGCGAUACCACAGCUCGGCCUGGGAAGAUCGUGCCUACGCUCGGCCUGAGGCGCGACCAAAGUCUUCGAGACAGACUUCUCGAGGCGCAGAAGCAAGACCCAUCAGCCUCUACUGAAAAGUUUGCAGACAUCAUUGGUUGGAAUAAUCUGGUACCCAUCGAGGGUGACUCGUCAGAGAACCUGGCGAUGACUCACGAGGACACUCGACGACUGUCCGGUAUCUCAGCUACAUCUACCAUCGGUGCGUUUGUUUUCGAGCAGAAUCAGCUACCCAGUAGAAGGGCCACAUUGCGUCACAUGAACAAACAUGAAUCCUUGCGGUCUGUGAGCUCGCCGCUACCUUCUUCGAACCGGAAUUCCAUGACUUCGAAUUCCGACUCUCCCAGAAGGCUCGUGCAUAAAGAGGCAAGGUUGAGCAACCAAAUUCGGUGGAGCUUUGAAUCAGAGGUUUCGCGGUCCUAUAGUCUUGCCUCGAGCGCCGCUCUGCCAAAGACGGAGAUCAUACGGGUAGCAGUCAUUCCAGAGAGGAAUUCGUCCUUGUCAUCGUCUUACAAUGGUAGCCACAGACAAUCACUCUCAGCGGAAUCUGCACGAUCUCAAUCCCGCAGAACCUCCGACAAUCCUCCAUCUUCUUGGCAGCAUAAGAGAGCGUUCUCCGAGGCUGUUGAGCGCGGUCGUGGAGAGGAGCAGGGGCCUUCAAUUCCUCCUCGGAGCUCGUCACUCUCAGCGCCCACGUCGAGGAGCACCUCGCGAGCCAACUCAAUCACGUCUGAGCACUUGCGCGUACGGCGACAGCAAGCCGAGAAAGAUCUGCGGAAAACGUUGGACAGGAUGGAAUCUGACCGUCUGGUUCAAAAUUUGCAUGACUGGGACUUGGAAGACCAGGCGCAGGCGCCGAGCACUUCGAAGAAGAGUACGGUGGCACGCGGCUCGUUCGGACAGAAGGGCAGCCGAGCGGUCUCCCUUCCGGGGAGUCUUUUGAGCCCCCCUGAUCCCAAUGGGAACAUGCCGGGGCUGUUCCUCCCUGGGACUAACGAAUGGGCUGCUCUGCGACCACCAUCAGUUUUGGAGACGCCCUUUUCGCAGCCGUCGUUCCAUUCGGCAUCUCCCGAGAUCAAUGAGGCAAAGGCCAUUAAUUUCUUUCCUCACAACAACCACUCGCUACAGUUGAUCGAGCCGUUUCCUGUCCAGGAAUCAAGAGCUGUUCAGGAGGUACAGAGGCGAAACUUGCCUUCCAUGGAGGUAGAGUCGCCGCUGCGUAACCCGCGACGUCCUCCUGAGCCACCUCAGUUCAAGGUGAUACCACCUACUCCGGGCGAUGAACUCGAGAAAGAAUUGGUGCUUGACGGGCCGCAGGCACUCGACCGAACGGGCUCGUCGAGGCGCCGAGGCAAUAGUCGUCGACGUUCGGAUUCCUUGAUCGACUCCAUUUCUCGGAAUUUGAGCCUUAAGAAUGCUCGCAACCGGAAAGCGAACCAGGAAUUAGACGGAAAGCUACAUCCUUUUUGGCGCCCUCGUGCCUUCUGGGAUGACAUUGACGUAGCUCGCCCCGAACUGGAACAAGAGCAAGCCUUGGAUCAAGGGAGAGUCCGCAACUCUCUCGGUCUGCCCCAGAAGCGCACUGUGAUCACGGGACCCGUCUCAUUGGUCAGGCUGAUGUCUGAACGUCGACGGCAGAAAAGAGGGAUAGUGAAGCAAACAAGCCAUGGGAGCCUCUCGAAGCUACGAGCGACUCGUCGGCUCCAUAAGUCACACAGCCUUGGACUAGGGUUCCAUCUGAUCGGAAUCAAGGAUAUCCAUCAACGUAUGUUACGGGUCAAAGAACGACGGGAGGAUGACAAACGAGAGAAGAGGAGGGAGGAGUUGAGACGCAGCAUUGGACCCAAUGUCGUCUCUCAAGGGGACUCCAGGUUUCCAGCAAGUCACAUCAAUCUGGUGAAGAAUGUUCUGAAGCAAACGGCGUCUUGA